AUGCUAAGUGUGGCUUCAUUGGGUUAUAUACGAGCGAAGGUGCCGAGACUGCACCCUACCGACUCUACAGUGCGAAUAUCCGGUAGUGGCUGUGACAAAUGCUACUAUCUUCCCACCCAAACAUCCAAGAAGCUCAUCGUCGGGCAGCAAUACUUUAUCCAAGUGUAUGCGUACAAUUUUAAUGGUAAAGGCAGCACGCCUGUGUCUGCCAUUGCUACACCAAGAAAAGUGCCCGACGCACCUUCAAACGUGGAUCUCGUGGUCGUGUCUGGCAAAGAAAUCGAAGUCUUCUUCUCUCCUCCGAAAUUAGGAGAGAACACGAGUCCAGACUUCAACAAGGACAUCUCGUCUUACAUUGUCCAAUGGGACGUUGAUCUAGCCUUUAAGCACGGGCUCCCAGUCUGUGCUGGAUGUGCCAGAGCGUUGACUGGGAUCUUCCUAACUGUCACGACGCCACUCGCGGAUUUUUUACCGGAAAAGUCCAAAUUUACGGUCAAAGAACUGGGCUGUACCAUGGAAGUCGUGAGGGUUGUGAGCGCCACAGUGGUGCAAGUUGUUGGCGGACAUAGCUGCGAGAACUUUAACACGCGCUCGUACUCCCUAACGCACUAUACUUAUCCCCCAGCAACCGUAUCUGGAGCUCUAAUUCGAGGGUCUCCGCCGUAUCGGUAUUUGAUCUAUAACCUCAUCAUCGGCACGAAAUACUCUGUGCGAGUCGCAGCUGUGAACUCGGUUCCUGUCCAACAAAUUGCGCUAAAUGGAGAGCCUCCUGACAAUCGGCAAUGGAGUUCACCUCUGUCGGUAACGACAAAAGAUAGAGCACCCGACGCACCCUUAUCGGUCGCACUGUAUCCGUAUUCCGGAACUAUACUCCAGUUACAGAUUCAGCCCUCAACACGCGAUGGUAAAGGGACUGGAGGCUUAGCGAUUACAGCCUUUUGGAUCGACAUUGACACCGUUUCCAUGUUUGACUCGGUUACGAAGAGUAACCCCAUCGAGGCUCUAAACACGACUGUGUCGCUCCCAGAGCUCUAUUCUGGCGGACCCCGUAUUUAUUACCUAACGGGGCUUACGACGGGGACACGCUAUUUCGUUCAGGUUAAGGCCCGGAACUCUAUCGGCUACAGUCGAGCCACCCUCACGCCGGCUCCUGUGGCCCCCACUCGUCAUUCCGAUGGACCGAUUAACGUCAAGGUCUCUACUCUAAUUGCAUCUUCGACUCCGAUCGACUCGGCGACUGUAACGUGGCAGAAACCAGUUUUUAACGGCGGAAUUGGGCUCACAAGUUACAAAAUCGAGUGGUGGCGUGCUCAGCCGCGACCCGAAGUGCAAGUGGUGGAGCUGAAAUGGGUCCAUUCGCCUACUUCUGCGCCUUUUGCUCUCUCGUUUCGAGGCGGGAAGUCGGAGUACAUGGAUAAAGACGUGUCCGCUGAGAAUUUACGGAGUGCUCUAAUGAAUAUCGCGGUGGGAGCGUCGCUAGUUAUGGGACACGUGGAGGUCUCACGCUCUACGAUCAGCAGCAAUCUCGGGUACCAGUGGACGGUGACGUUCGCUAGCGAUGCGAACGCUGGCGACCAACCUUUACUGCAAUUAGAGAUUGGGAAUGUGGUGGGGAGUGCGGACGUUACGGGGCGAGUAGUUGAGCUGACUUCGGGCAUCGCCGUCCCUGUAUUGACGACGCUUCCAGGGAAACCAGAGGUGCAAGUUCUGGCGACGUACCACGCCACAACAGCCGUGACAGGAUACUUUCGACUCGGCUAUAAGGGCUCUGCGUGGACGAAUUAUCUCCCAGCAAGUAUCAGUGCCAACAACUUGAAACUCGCGCUCGAGAACCUCCCGACUAUCGGCGUGGUGGAUGUAAAUCUCGAGUCGAUGGCAGCUGCAGGUCACGUUUUCGCGCUCGGCCAAGUGUGGACGAUCACGUUUAUUUCUAACGUGGGGAAUAUACCUCCUCUUACCGUCGAGCCGUCGAAACUCACGCCAUUUGACGCAUUCCUGGGCGUCAAAGACGGUGACAACGCGGUCGAUAGCAGUGGGGUGCUGUGCCUACCAGGUAGCGACAUUUCGUGUCCUGGAUCGUGGCCGCUUGCCCUUGGAGCGUUGAGACAACAGGCUGCGCCUCUGAAAUCCAUCGUGGACCUCGCUACACCUGGCGAAGCAGCAGUCGAGUACGCGUUCUACGAAACUUUAAAUGCAGCGACAAUAACCUACUCUGUCCCAAACUUGGUACCAGGUCAAACGUACUUUGUCGCUGUGACGGCCAAGAACCCGCUGGGACUGGGUCUUCGCUCUCCGACGUCUCCAUCGAGUGUCAUCCCUCCACUUCAAGUACCUGGUCCACCCACAAGUGUCUCGGUGGAUGUAAACCCUGGCGUAGCGACUCAACUCGUGGCAACUUGGAAUGCACCCAUCAGUGACGGAGGUAGCGCAGUGAGAAUGUAUCGCAUCGAGUUCGAUUCGUCCCCGUUGUUCACGAACCGAGGCCAGCAAGACGCGUGGUGUCCAGUUGCACCCACGUAUGCAGUCUGGAGACUGCAACUAACACGGCUAAACGCCGUGACUGUAUCAGAUCCUAUUCCGUGGAAUGCUGUCGCCACCGCUCAAGAAGAAUCCAACUUGUACCAGUAUGGCUAA
Molecule: messenger RNA, 2634 nt
Organism: Phytophthora infestans T30-4
Lineage: Eukaryota; Oomycota; Peronosporomycetes; Peronosporales; Peronosporaceae
Exons: 3
Coding region: 1-2634 (877 amino acids)
Molecular function (GO): protein binding
Source: RefSeq, a predicted model, not a curated record